Molecule: messenger RNA, 720 nt
Organism: Solanum pennellii
Lineage: Eukaryota; Viridiplantae; Streptophyta; Magnoliopsida; Solanales; Solanaceae
Product: mitochondrial import inner membrane translocase subunit TIM14-3-like
Exons: 3
Coding region: 152-481 (109 amino acids)
Biological process (GO): protein import into mitochondrial matrix
Cellular component (GO): PAM complex, Tim23 associated import motor
Molecular function (GO): ATPase activator activity
Source: RefSeq, a predicted model, not a curated record
AUAUAUAUAUAUAUAAACUCCGUGGUUCCAAAAUCGACGAUGAAAUUUGCUAAUUUCACCGAAUUGAUUGUGUAUUUGUCUCAAAUUUCUCAGCUGACUGCAUAUUGAAAAUCCUGAAUCUCAUCAUUGUUGAAGACUUGCGAGUUUUCUCAUGUCAACUCCAUUAGUUGUUGGGACUACCAUUGGUGCUGCUGCUUUGGGAGCUAGAUACUUGAUAAGAGCGUGGCAAACGUUCAAAGCAGCACCCCGAGUGAGGAGGUUUUAUCCUGGGGGCUUUGAUCGGGAUAUGACACGGCGAGAAGCAGCAUUGAUUCUCGGAGUUAGGGAAAGUGCCGUCUUGCAGAAGAUCAAGGAGGCUCACAGGAGAGUAAUGGUAGCAAAUCAUCCAGACGCCGGUGGCAGCCAUUAUCUUGCUUCCAAGAUCAAUGAAGCCAAGGACGUGUUGUUAGGGAAAACCAAGGGAGCUAAUUCUGCAUUUUAAUUGACCAGUGUGUUCUUUACGCUUCGAAUUCUUAACAGCUUCAUGAUAGUCAACAUUAAAAUGGAUCUUUUUCUGGGGGAAAAGGAGAACAUAUUCUGUUUCGAGUUGGAGGUGAAUUUGUAACAACAGCUGGGUGCAUUACUGCCAUAAAUUUCAUGUAAUGCAACCAGAAAUAUUCUUUUGCAGAUUGUUUACAAUAACAAGUUGUAUCUUCCUGUUAACUAUUCUAUUUUGCACCA